This is a messenger RNA of Pelobates cultripes (western spadefoot toad), 313 nucleotides long. Lineage: Eukaryota; Metazoa; Chordata; Amphibia; Anura; Pelobatidae. The record is from the annotation of a GenBank genome assembly.
AUGGCAGACGAGCUCUCUAUGCAGAGACAUGGACUGCACAGGCCGGAGAUGGUCCUACCGGGUUCGGUGGACUGCAUGAUUCAAUGCCUUGACACAGUGUUCCAGAGGUUCUGGCAACGGCUGGAGGCUCGAAUGUUGACCCCGCGGACCCAGCAUCAGGGGAUAGAGACCAACAGCAAGAGACGCAGAGAGCCUGGGCCUCCUCUGGGCAAAACAAACUCACGAGCCUCUGUGAAACCUCAUCCUGGUCUACCAAGGCUGGGGACCACCUCCGCUAAAGUCGUGAAUGUUCCACAACGUCAGCGGAGACCCG